AUGCAGCACUCGCCGUUUGCCCUCAAGCUAUCGACCAGGCCUAACCCGAUCCCAUUCAAAGUGCAGAGGCGUGUUUCCUGGCGUAUGGCUUUGCUAUGGUCGAGGCUGCUAGCGGCUCAAGAAUUCCUCGUUCCUGCAUCCCCUGACCGAUUUCAUGGCGCUGGAAACGAGAUGGCACGGUCGCACGUCACGCUGUUGUCACUGCAUUAG
Fusarium poae is the source of this 210-nucleotide messenger RNA. RefSeq lists its product as uncharacterized. The transcript has 2 exons. The record is from RefSeq and is a predicted model, not a curated record. NCBI's taxonomy places the organism in Eukaryota, Fungi, Ascomycota, Sordariomycetes, Hypocreales, Nectriaceae. Bases 1 to 210 code for a protein of 69 amino acids.